AUGAAUUCGAAUGACCAUCAUGAGAAAUUAAAGAAUGGAACUGUAAAGCCUCAUUUGGAUCCAUAUUCUUAUUUGAUUAAUAAUACUAAUGGAAAGGGUUUUCGUUCCAAGUUAAUUGAUGCUUUUAAUGAGUGGUUUAAACUUUCCGAAGAUGAAUUGAAUGUAAUUAAGAGUAUUAUUGAUAAAUUGCACAAUGCCAGUUUACUAGUUGAUGAUAUUGAAGAUAAUAGUAAAUUGAGAAGAGGAAAACCAUGUGCUCACCUCAUCUAUGGCACUCCUGCAACCAUCAAUUGUGCAAAUUAUGUAUAUUUUGAAGCUUUGAAGGAUAUUCAAAAGUUAAAUUCAAGCUUUAGUGACCAACAAUCAUUUUCCGAGGCAAUCACUGUCUUUAUGGAUGAAUUGCUCUUAUUACAUGAAGGUCAAGGUUGUGAUAUUUAUUGGAGAGACAAUGGAAUUUGUCCUUCGGAACAAGAUUAUCUUGUAAUGGUGCAAAAUAAGACUGGUGGAUUGUUUAGACUUGGAGUUGGAUUGAUGAAAGCAAGUUCAACCCAGAAGGAUAGCAAAACAUAUGAUUUUACUCCACUUGUUAAUUCAUUGUCAAGGGAAAGUUCUCUUACCCAAUUAUUCACUGUAUUUUGGAACAAUUCAAAUCAGGUGACACUCGUCUUCUCAACAUUUUGA
Messenger RNA from Naegleria gruberi, 681 nucleotides. RefSeq lists its product as uncharacterized. NCBI's taxonomy places the organism in Eukaryota, Heterolobosea, Eutetramitea, Acrasida, Naegleriidae. The transcript is spliced from 2 exons. Bases 1 to 681 code for a protein of 226 amino acids. Gene Ontology annotation, molecular function: prenyltransferase activity. The record is from RefSeq and is a predicted model, not a curated record. Gene Ontology annotation, biological process: isoprenoid biosynthetic process.